GUUUUCUUUGCGCUCAAGUCUCUUCUGGGAAUUGCGAGACAGUGGAGAGUGAAAGAGUGAGAGAGAAAUGAAAACGUUGCAAUUUUGACCAAAAGCCUCCGAGUCAUCGAACGUGGGCUAUUGCUUGAGCGGUUUCAUCUAAUUUCAAUUUGAUAAGGAAAAACUGCAAAAAGGUUUAAGCGAUUAUGAUUGUCAUAGUUAUGCUGGCAUCUGUUUAAUCACACCAUCUUAAUUUGUGUUGGUGAUUAGCCAAAGCAGUUGAGCCUUCUCAUCCUCGGAAACUCUACUUGCUGAGUAAACUUUCAGGUAAGUAAAAUAAUUUGCGGAGGGUCAGUCUUGAUAUCUCUUCUGCUGGCCAUAAGGCUUCGCACAUAGAAUUGGUUGUUUGUUGUUAAAUGCGUGUCUACCAGUUGAGUAAACAAGUGUGGCCUCAAUAAUCCAACCCGUGGGAAAAUUCGUGGCGGCUAGAUUGAUCACGUUGCCUGUCUAUCCCCGUUCACAAUCCGGUUUGUAUACUACUAGCUGUUGUUUGUUAUGUGGAACUCCCAAAGCGGCGCAGCUCAUUCUUGAUCAAGCCACACUUUCAAAGUUUAAUUUCGUGUUGUCGUUAUCUAUAUUCAUUGUGCCCUCUGGUCGCAAAAAUUUGCCUUCUUCGCAAAAUUCAUGCAGUGUGUUUGGUUAACGGCCAGGAGAUAAUUGCAGCUCUUUCCCAGUUUCUAUAGGGCGAACAAAGAGGUCAGAUAAUUUACAGGUAAUCUUCAAAAAUUUUGAUUGAUUUUAAGAGCAACAGCAUUUUUCAUUCCAAUAAAACAUGAUUCGUUUCUCUGACAGCUCAACUGUCAUCUCUUAAGUUUGAAAUCGAGACGUACGGAUUAGAUUAUACGAAUUGCAGAUAUAAGCAAAAUGCUAUGACAAUAUUAUAAAGUAAGGAGAGAAUGAGUGAUUAACAAGAAGACUAUAAAGAUAUGCUUCGUUCUGUUUGAAAACUUAACUAAUUUUCCGCAAUCUCUCGCCUCACUCAAAAAUUUGCGGUCACAUGAGGACGGGAAGUUUAUGUUCCCUCAACUAUUGUUCAAUAUUUGAUUCAUAAUUAAUGAUCCGCUCUUUUUGAACUCAAAACAAAAAAAAAGCUAUUUGUACAAUGCAAAAUGCUAAAAAUAACCAUUUAAUUUUAAACCAAAAAUUGCAUCACGUAAAUAUAAAACUGGUCAAAACUGUUUUACACUUACAGUCAAGUCCCUUUAUAGCGGACUCUGUAGGGACCUCGAGUUACUGUCCUCUUUAGGGGGAGUCCGUAAUAGGGUGAGUUUAUUUCAGUCAAACGUUUGUAAUUUGUUUUUGCCGGGGAUUUAGGUGCUAUCCGUUCUAUCUGGGUGUCCGUAAUAGCGGGGUGUCCGCAAGGCGAGAGUUGACUGUAAGAUGCAAUUGAGUACCAGGUUUCCUUUUCCUCAUUUCAAUUCAAUUCAAUUUUAUUCACACUUUUUAUCAAUAUUUACAUCAUACAAUGAUGCAGCUCAUUCGUAGGUCGAACGGACACCAACCUGUAAUGUUGUUACAAUAGUUUUUUUUUUCUUUCUCAAUAGUAAUUUUCUAUACUUAUUAUAAAUUCAAACCUAUAUUUGAUUUCAGUCUUUCGGGUUUAUUUAGCCUGCGAACGACAGACGUUUCUCCUCGCUCAUCGCCGCUGAGGGACGUUUCGCGAGGAGGAACGUCUGCGACUCAGCGACAGAAAUUCCAUACUAAUGACGUAAACCAAUGUUUACAUAAUAAGUUCGGUAGUCAUGGGGUUCCAAAUGCAAAUUGUUCAAUUUUACGCUUCUCCUGAUCGAUUUUGGUGAAGUGUUGUGUUCAUCUGCGAAUGAGCUCCAGAAAAACUCAAAUGUUACUUUUAGAAAAGACUAUACUCCGCAAAUAUUGACUGUUUUGUUAGAGAUUCAUCGCGUUUACAUUCAGAUUUUUAUUAUUAUUAUUAUUUGUCUACUGCUGUCCAGACCUUUCGAAAAUUUUGUUUGCCGAUCGAGACAAUUGUUUUCUUUUGCGGAAAAAUGUUUGGUAGUGAAUUUUAGGCUUUGUUCACCGACACGAAAAGCUAUCUGAUACACAGUAGUAUGAACAGCAACUGCCUGGAACUGGAAAAAAGGUUUUCAGCAUACACAUCGAGCAUCGUGCCGGAGCGGUUGGCCGAGAGGGUUUGGGAACUGUAUUCUAGCUCUCACUCCUGAAUAUUUACUUCCAUUUCAGUGGUUUCCAGUCCUCACUCCUACUUAUUCACUUUCGUGACGGUCCGAAUAGGUGUUCACACUGCAACGAAGUAUCGCAGAACGUGUUUUCCAAUCGUUGCAACAUCAUUCCUUCUACGAUGGCUUCCUGCUUGUACUUCCAAUUCUAAGCUUCUGGAUGGUUUAUGUCUUGUUUGUUCUUUUUUUAGAGUAAGCUUUGGGCGAAUGAUGUUGCAUAUACAACAGUUUUGUAUUUACUUUUAAUAGAAUGGGGUUGGGGUAAUGGUCUUGUACAGUAGGUGGUUCAAUUUCGAUAGUGGCGAUUUGCUCCGUCACAGAAAUCGGGCCGAAAUCACCGUUCUUAUGAUUGGGUGAACAGAAGCCCUAUCCGGUAUGGUUUUCGUGCUGGCACAAAAGCUAUCCGGUAUAGCUUGAACAUAGCCGACUUAUUUUUAUCGGCUGUAACGUUAUAGCGGGGCUCCCGCGCGCGCGAAGCGGGCGUGGGACAGAGCCCCAUACUCAUGGAAUAUGGUCAACCUCUUUUCGUUUGGUUGUCACGUGACUGACCGAGCGUAAGUACGUACGUACGCGUCUACAGAUUGUACGGGUAGGGUAGGGGACACUAUCAAAAGGGGGUGUCUCAGGCUUGUCUUGGCCAGUCCUCAUCUUUUAUAUAUGACACUCACAAUAUGGUCAAUUGACAGCUUUCAAAACAGGAUAGCCACUGACUAGUAUCCCAUGACCAUAUUGCGGGCUCAUGGGUCAACUCAUCGAGGUGACGUGAUUUAUUUGGAAGCUGUCCGCUGACCAGUUAAUCGUUUUACUACAUCGCGAACAAUGUUCAAUCAUACUUUUUAGCUAGUUUGGGAUCGGAGCACCCGAAAACUGAUACCAUAUUGGACAUCAAUGUUGUGAUCAAUUGACAGCUGUCAAAAGAAGGUAUCCGCUGACCAGCAUCACUUGAGCGAAUCGCGGGCUCAGGUGUCGACCCAUCGAGGUCAUGUAUUUUUUGGAAGUUAUCCGCUGACAAGGUACUGGUUUUCAAAUGAUCGCAGGCUCAAGUUUAAUUUUUUUUUAAAAAAAAAUCGUAUGAAAUAUGUUGUGUUUAUGUGCCGCACAAUUAAAAUUUUGAUUUCAAACUGCCCUCGGACGCGAAAAUUCAGUCAGCUGCUACAGGCAGGGAAGACAGUUGCUUUUGAUUUUUCUCGCCAUGUUCACGCGUUGGUCACGUUCUACGUCCAAUUUUUAUGCUCUGAUUGGUCAAAAUUUGACAGGUGAGUUCAUGCGGAAAAUUUAGGCAGCAUCUUGAAUCUUGUUUACUUUGACAGCUGAAGCUGUCAGAGUUUUGUGUCAACUUGUGGUGUUUUUAACUGUCCUUUUCGAACUGGAUGUACAAAAUGAAAUUCAGCUGCUAUCGGAAGUCCUCUGUUAUCCACGGCUAGUUUGUUUAUUUUGUUUUUGAUUGAGAAAUACGUCACUUGUCAAAGUUGGAAAUCCGAUUUCGGAUGGCAUCGUUUUCGUUUUCACCUUGCUUAAUGCGUAAGAGGGUUUCAAAGUCUGAAGUGAUACUGGCCUUACUUGAUACCUUUGAGGAGCUGCAUCUCGAGUGGUAAGCCUGAGUAAUUAUUGUAUUUGAUGUUUGUUUUUUAUUUCUAAUUUAAUGACGUCGAGCGUAGUUUAUGCGGCUAUUUUGUUUACGCACGUUUGUAAGAUUUGAGACAAUGAUCUUACCGAGUAUCAGGUUUCUCUAAGCUUACAGAUCUUUACAGAUCUUACAGAUCUUUCAGAUCGCUGUAGUCGUUUUCGUCGACAAAAGGAAUAGCAAAAUCGCUCUCCGCGUCUUCCCCCAUUUUGUUCUGCGUCAUUUCGUGAAGGACGCGUGGCUCUCAGCGUGGGUCAUCCACGCGGAACACAUUCGCGCUAUGUGACUGGCUGUUGUCUAAUCCCCCUUGAGAUCUGUGGUGUUAAAAAUAACUCGAGACGAAUUACCUAUGGAAUAGGGUGUAUAUGGGGGAUGCCCUCUCUGUCCCCUUUAUAGUCUCUUGCCUCAAAUGAUAUAUAAGGUUGGUUUACACGAACCCAGAUUUGUUGGCAAUAGUUUGUAAGGUAAACUUGUCGAACGCAAAAAAUUCGGCCAGAACUUUUUUCCAGGCCUAAUUAACCUACGGUGAUCAAGAGCCAUUAUGGCUCUUAAAAAAUGUGAUCGAAGACGAUUGCCAGUUUUUGGGUGUACAUAUGAGGCCAUCAACUCGAUAUAUGAUUUGGUUCACCCUGGGGUUGUUUGCAAAUUAUUUUUGUCUAAAAUCACUUAGCCUUUCCCUGAAAAGUCACAUGAAUGUCCUCUAAAGUUAACUGAAUUGUGGAAUACAAGUUUAUUGUUUGAUUUAAAUUAUAAAUUUAUUAAUGGGAGCCUCGCUUUUAGCCCUGGCUAAAUCUAUAUAUUAUGGGGAAAAUAUAACAGAGACAAGUAAGAAAGUAAACUGGGCAUCUCAAAUGACAAUGAUAAUGAUAAUGAUGAUGACAAUGAUAAUGAUAAUGAUAGUGAUAAUGAUAAUGAUAAUGAUAAUGAUAAUGACAAUGACAAUGACAAUGACAAUGACAAUGACAAUGACAAUGACAAUGAUAAUGACAAUGAUAAUGAUAAUAAUAGUGAUAAUGACAAUGACAAUGACAAUGAUAAUGAUAAUGAUAAUGAUAACGAUAAUGAUAAUACUUUUCAAUGUCAUCAGUCAUCAGCAUAUCCACGUUAUAGCCCCUUCAUCAACUAUCUGAGUGAUAAAUAACCCAAACAAUAAUUUGCUGAAAUGAUUUCUACCAGGAAUUUUGAGCAACAAGUGCUCAGUCUCUAGAUAUUGACCUGGCCUGGCUUUAAAGAAAACUUGAUACCAUUCUUUACAUAGUCACUAGACUUUCUCUCAGUCCUUCGCUUCUCAUUCUUGGUUCCGGUAGUUGGCCCCCACGCGAAGGACUUUUAUCCCCUGCAGCGCGCCAAAUUUACGGGAAUAUUUUCCUCCUGUUGGUUUAUCCAAUCACGAACGGUUUUACUGAUGCGCCGUCAAUCGAACCCGAUCACGCCUCAUGAAACGUGACUUGAACUGUUCUGAUCCAAAUUCAAUUGAACUGUGUAUUUUUGCGGGCUGUAUUUCGAUUUCGUUUUAUCGGUUGUAUUCAAAUACAAAUACAAAUAAUAAUAAUAACAAUAAUAAUAAUAAUAAUAAUAAUAAUAAUAAUCACCUUAAUUUAACGAGGGUAACGCGGGACAGUACCUCAAGUGAAUAACUAGUGGCCCUCUAUAAAACAAAAAUUAAGUAACCAAAAAUACAUAUCGUUAAAGAAAAGAACUACAUGAGUAUAUGUAUGAAUAAGACUAAAAAGAGUAAAAACUAUUUUACAAAGUUUUAGUACGCGUUUUAACUUCCUCCAUUUGAGUACUUUACCAAGGUCGGAUUUUCCUGGCAGCCACGGAGUAAAAAACAGUACUGAUUUUUUUUUUUUUUUUUUUUUUUUGAGCGCGCGCAUUACAAAGUUUUUUUUAAUUAUUUUUAUGUUUUCUUUCACGGCGUAUGCAAACCUUGCAACGAGCCCGAAAUGUCUGGAGACUGAACUCACAAAUAUCACAAGACGGCACUUUUGUUCAUUACCCGUUUUUUUGUAUUAAACAUUCCUUUGUUUACUUUCUCUUAUCGGAUUUUUUCCCGUUAUCUGUUUGUUUUGACAUACUUUGACAGCUCGCGACGACACACGCACGCGACAACACACGUGACAGGGACGCAAAUAGUUCGCGCCAAAGUGACGUCACUUGAUGCGAUUUUUUGCAGGGGAAACAAGUCGAGCUCUCGCUCUCUCGCUCGCUUUUCCCGCAGAAAACAUAAAAAUCUACCGCUCGCGCUUCGCGCUCGUGAAAAAGAAUUGAGCUCGACUUGUAGGCAAGUCUACAUAGGCACCAACAAGUCAUUGCCGUUCAUAUCAAAUCUUUGGCGAAAUUCAGUCGACAUAAAUGUACAAUUAUCUGAUUAUUAUACGUCUAUUAAGAAAACUACAGCUUGCUUAAGUACGUCUUAAGUGGUCAAAACAAGAGUUAGAUCAGUAAGCAAAGACAUCAACAGAAAAAGGUACAUUAUGUUACAUUGUACUAACCAUAUAUAAGGUACAUAUCCUCGAACGCGCAUAAUGGUAACAUUUAACCAUGCCCACAACUGAAAUGUGGAAGAAUAUGGCCUUCACAGCAGAUGUUUGAACACUACUCCCCCCUCCCCCCCAAAGUUUUACAAACAUGCUUCAUAAACGUUAAUUAGAGAACUUUUCACCAAUUUUCAGCCAAAAAGAACUCACAUCACCCAGCUUUUAGGUACUUAAACUUUCCUCACAAAUGUAAACAAGCGGAUCAAGUUAUUAUAAUUAUUAAUAUCAAGAAACCAGCAGGUCUUAAGUACAAGAUGUAUACAAAACAUGAGGCAUACAUUCUAAAAACUGUAACAAACUUCAUAAAUCUAUAAAUUUGCUUUUGGUGAAUAUUUCAGUUUUGAUGGAACCCCUCGCUUGAGUUUUGGAUAUGUUGCAGUAUUAUAUUCCGAAGCGAUUUUACCUGCAUAAGAAAGCCUUUGAUGUUCUCAAUUAGAUGAGGUAUAUUUUGUGGGCAGUGGCACUGCUGGAAGAAUGUGACUCAAACGGUCACCACCUUGGAUACAAGACCAAAAUAUGCACUGAAGCACACACUACUGAAGAACUGUUUUGCGGUGGAGCUGGCGCUUAAAAGAGUGCACUCACCUCGGCAGUAACAGGUCUUAGAUAUGCAGGUGCCUCAGCUCAUUGACCCCACGGCUAUGCCAUGCUGAUUAGCCCCAAUGAGGGCAAAACAGCUGUCCAUGGCUACCACUGCUGGGGUGAUAUGGUUGUGUGCAUGCAUAAGGAACUACUGGCCAUACCGCGGAGUUAGUACAUGUGAUUCAGUGCAUAAUUUGGUACCAUCUUGGAUAGUUCCCCGGGAUUCGAAAAAAAGUUAACAUCGAUUAGAAUCGCCUUAAUACUUUGAACCUGACAUUGAACAAGAUGGAAUCAUGGUUAAGAAUUUUGGACAGCAUGCGCUCUCGAGACAACAUUUUGCGUUACAUCGUGUCACAAAAAGGCCUAGAUGUUUAUAAGCUUUAGUGAGAGAAUAGAUAUAAAAUAAUCCUACCUCAAUAAUUGAAUGAAAAAUCCAUUUUCUUCACUCCAAUUCUGCUAGCAAUCGAGCAAACUCAAAAGUAUCGCAAAGAAUUGCACCUCUCCAAGUCGUAAUCGUUGCGGUAUUCAAGAUCCGAAGAAUUUUUGUAAUAGGCCAGAAUGGGGGAAUGCUCAAGACAGUGAAUUCAGCUUUCGAUGAAUACCUCCCGGUUCGCGCCUUAACGUAAAUUGAAAUUUGUUCUUUGCGACUUUGAAUCUAUGAAAGCCAAGCUCUAAGAGACGCUACACGACAUUUCUCUGCAGUCUGUUUCUGUUGCGGUAUCUUGUGUCUAAAACAUGCCAAAAUAGAGCAAGCCAUUCUGGGCUAAACCUCAAGAUCUUCGUUGUGCCAUAUCUUGGCUAAAAAGUAAAAUUCAUCCAAAUUUCCUCCAAAACCACUCGUUGAAAAGCUUGUUUCACGGACAGUUAGUUGCCGCCAUUUUUUCUUUGGCUGGAGCAAUACUUUCAGUCAGCGGCCUUAGUUAAAUUUCGCUACUCAAUGUGUCCAGCUAAUAUUAGGCUCGAUUACCGGCCGCUGUUCGGGAAAAUGAGCCCGCACUCAUCCCCCGAAAGAGCAGCUGGACGCGUGCGAUUUCCUUUGUUGGUUUAAGCCAAUCAUGUUACCGCCUGCAGAUGUUCGUCUGGCAAAGAUUGUCGCAGAAACAGAAAGUCCUUCCUUGAUCCAUCGCAUGGCGAAGCGAUUUCAAUGGUACGGAGACAUUAGGCGAAAUUUUACCGUCCGAAGGAACAUAACGUUUUGUUCGAUUGUUUGUUGUGAACUUUUCUUAUAAUGAUUGUUGUUGGAGAGUUUUUGCAUCUUCAAGGAUCUUUUCAAGGCGCUUCGGGUCUCGAUAACUGCGUUUGUUACAGAUGUAACCGUCCACGUUUAUAUUUGACAGAGGAACAUUCAAUACGCUGGAAAUUCUGUCUGGUGAAUCAGAAACGUUUCCAUUUAAUUUGGUCCGUUUCCUUUGUUCGGACCCACAGAAGACGCAACCAAUAUUCGAAGAUCAAAGAAAAUUAACUACAUGUCCUCGUGUACAGAAAUGUACUGAAGAAUAUUUUUCACAAUGUAUGGAAAUGUACCGAAAAAAACUAUUUCGAAAGUCAUUUGGGCGGGCAAGUGAGCGCUUGAUGCAAUUUUGAGCCAAAUAAAUAAGAAAAUUGGAGACCGGUUUCACUUCCAGUGACAUCGGAGACGCCUAAAUUGUCAACUUUCCAAUUACGUCACAGACAAGGUCAACGGGUCACGCGUCCAGCCGUCUCUUUUCGUUCGGGGAGGAUCAAAGACCGGACCCGGGAGACGGCGGAAAUCGAGCCUAAGCUAAUAUGAGCCCGGUAUCACGGAAAAAUCCGGCGAGGCCGUCCAUUGCGUGACAGCAUGUGUAAUUUGAUGUCCGAGAUUGCACAGCACUACUUAAUUAAUCCAGCAUGAAAACUCAAUAUAAAAUUAAAUGAAUUUGCUCUUUUUCGCAAUUUCUUAUUUAGUGUUAUAUUUUACAUUUUGGAGUUAUCACUGAGAGUCGUCUACAAGAAAAGUGUACAUGGAGCGUCUGUUAGACAAGAAGCGUUUGUUUCUGAGUGUCAGCUCAUUUGAGUAGCUCAGACACAUGAACAAGGCUCACACAAAAAUAUCCGGUCUCUUUAUGGGUAUGUAACGCUAUCUACACUCACGUACACGGAAGAAAAUCAAGCGCGCGGAUGGUAUUCAUUCGCUGCAGUUUGCCUGGAAAGGAAAGGUUUGGGAGGAUACAAAGACAAGGUACAAUAAGGAGACAAGGUACAGGGAAAACAAAUGUUGUAGAGCCGAUUAUAUAUAAAUACUAAACAGGCUAGAUGUUUGGUGUAGAUUUUGAACACCAUUUGCUGUGUCGUGUCUGAGCACUGCAUGUCCGUUUUACACUUAGCCGAUUUCGAGGUAAUUUUAAAUUGUUGAAAGCCGGAAUAUGAGUUCUAUUUGACUUUAUAAUAGUAAAAUGUUCCGACUUAUGUCUAUGAAACAUGUAUGUACCAUUGUGGGUCUUGAGAUUGCAUUAAUAUUACAGUCGAACCUCUAGCAAUGGCCAUUUAAUCUCUAUAACGGCCACCUCUCCAUAUUUUAGAACGGCCACUUUCAUUUGUCCCGGCGGACGGUCCAUACAUUGGCUCUUAUUUAAACCUCUCUUCAACGGCCAAUUAACCUCUCGACGACGGCUAGUUUUUUCAGUGACUGAUGAAAAACUCAAGGAUGACCAUAGCAAUUUGGGAGGCUAACUGCUCAGCGGGCACAGUUCAGUGAUCAUAAACUUAGCACAAUAUAAUCCUCCCGGGAGGACUUCGUUAUAAGAGGCAAAUGGAGAUGUGCCACUGGAUGGGGUCGCAUUUAAACGACUGGAAGACUAAAAUGGGGUCGCACAUUUUCUGAUUGUUGGGUAAUUCAAUUCCUCAUACUUAUGGUUAGCAAACGUACCCGAGUGUUCUUCAUUCAAUAUAAGGUACAUACAUAAGUGACUUAGUUGAGAUAGAGACAGUUACAUAUUUGCACAAAAGUGUCUAAGGUGGGGUCUAUAAUUGGUGACAGAAAAUCAUUAUAAUGGCGUAGGAGCACUGAGAGGCCGCCGGCACAUACCCAGCAAAAAUUAACCUCCAUUACCUCCCCCAGGAAUAAUCCCCACCUCCCUAUAGAGGCCACCUCUCCACAACGCAGGGCCACUUUCUUCUGUCCCCGGGGUGGCAAUUGUGGAGAGAGGUUCGACUGUAUACGUAUUUUGGCUGAAACAUUUGUUUGAGUGUUCACAACUGUCAAGUCAGAAGGGCCCCGGUAAAAGUUAAAUUUCACUCGAGUGCUCCCUGAAUUCGUGUUUUCAGAAAUAACUUCAUGAGUUGCCCUAAGUUCUAAAACCAUAUAUAUAUUUUAAAGCUCAGAAUAUCGGAUUAUCCUUCGGUUCGAAACGAGGAACCGAGUGUGAUUUUAGGCCCUUAAAAUAUAGACACAUUUUUCGCGUGACAUCCUCAAGAUUUUGUAACUGAAAAUAAAAAUGAAAAUAAAAUAAAAUAAAACAAAAAAAACUGUUAAAUAUCAGUUCUACUCGCAAUUUAAUCAAGCACAUAAUUAUUACCACAAGAUUUCUGGGUUGGAUGAUUCUUGAACUGGUAGCCUAGCCAGGCUCUCGAAUAAUAUUCAAAUCGAGCUCUUUUUGUAGCCUCUCUCGGGCCCCGAAAAAGCGAUCUGGUGGAGGACGCGAAGCGAAUGAACUUAUAGGCCGUAUCGCCAAGAACAUAUAACACUAAAACUUAGUUAUAAGCUUCCGCUUUUAACAGAGAGGAACGAUCGCCACUUGUGUAGCCUGAGUUGUCGGAAGGAUUGUUUUUCUCGGGUUCCUUUUUUUUUUACGGCAGAGCUUCCACGCAAGAUGAGCGAGGGAUUUUCGCGAAGGGAUUUCAAAUCUUCUCGCGGCGUCCGCCAAAAAGCUACAGGACUUGCCCACUUUUCCGUCCAGCUACGCAGGCUAUGAACCAUUAGUCUGACUAGUGAAGGCGGUCUCAACUAAAUUAUAGACUCUUUGUCUUUCACACAGUCAUUAAACACUCGUGGUAGGUUCUGAGGAAAAUUUCCCUUAAAAAAAAAGAAAAAAAAAAGAAGAAGAACGGGGGGAAUUUGUUACUGUCACGUAAACAUGGUUUCGUCCUCUGAGCUCCGCGUAAACCAAGCGUUAUAGACUUGCGAUGUAUUCAGAGUGUGACUGAACAUAGCUUCUCUAGAAGUGAUCUAUCCUUUUGCUGUUCAUUGUAACGUCUUUAUAAUAAGGCGCUAUGCAGUCAAUAAGCUUUUGAGGAAAAAAAUGCAAGGACAUGCUUAAAAGAAGUUCAAUAGCAUUUAGACCCUGUUUACAUGGCGUGGGGGACCCCGGUCUAGUGGGGUAGGUUUCUUUUGUUUUGUGUCCCCCAGAGCGUGAAAACAAAAGAAACCAACCCCACUAGACCGGGGUCCCCCACUCCAUGUAAACAGGCGCUUAAUCUGUUUUUGUUGCCUUUGAAAUAUCAUGUGCAUGAUCUAAGUGCGCGCAUAAGUGCUGAGCAUGCGUCAUACUUAGGAAGCAAAGGGAGAGCGCUUGCUUUGUUGACAUUCUUAAGCAACGUAAAUAAAUGACAAUAUCGUUAAAUCUACUCAAUGAAAUUUGACGAAAUUUGGCAGAAAUCCGGUUCAUAUAAAAAAUUAAUCCAUUGAAAGCCUCAAAACAAAUUUAAAACUUUCCUUCACUUACUUUCGAAAGUGUCACGUAGCUAUUUUUUUCCUUUAUUUGUCUGGUCAAGCACCCCGCUUUGACUAUUCCUACCCGGUAUCUCAAUCCAAAAAUACCGUAAAAUUCCGAAAAUAAGCCCCGGGGCUUAUAUUUUUCAAAGACCCUUUUUGAGGGGCUUAUUUUUGGAGGCGCUUAUAUUCGGAGGGGCUUAUCUACGGAGGGAAAUUUGCGUUUCAAACUCGAUACAGCUAGCCUUAUAGUUGGAAGUAAAUUUACCAUUUUUUUCUUUGUUCUACUUUGUAUUUGAGGGCAAUUUUCCAAGUAUAAGCCCCUGUGGGGCUUAUAUUUGGAGGGGCGAUUUAACGGAGGGUUUUUUGCGUUACCGGUUUGGGAGUCUUAUAUUUGGAGGGGCUUAUACAUGGAGGGGCUUAUCUUCGGAAUUUUACGGUACUUUAGAUCAGGGUACAAACUUUCUAGAUCCUCUCGCCUUUUAUCUUUGAUUUAAGCUAAAAUUAAAAAAAGGGAAAGAACUGAAGAAAGAAAGAAAUAAAUAAAGAAACUUUUGCAAGACCGAAUCAUUCAAAGGAAAUAAUGGUUUUAUUAUUGGUUUACAAUAAUCAGCAAAAUAUUAAAAGUUACACCUAACGGAAACCAAGAAAGUCUGGAUUCCACGCUUUGGAUUCUGGAUUCCAGGUAAUGGAUUUCGGAUUCUUUGCCAAUGGAACAUGGAUUCUGGAUUCCAAUCGUUAGUGGGAUUCUGUACUCCAUAAGCUGUCUUCCAGAUUCCAAAGCCCAGGAUUUCUAAGAAAUCAGCCUUGAUUCUAGACCGAUGAUGCUUGGUUGUGACCUUGUAGGAGGUCCGCGGUUUAUUCCUGAGACCUUAUCAUGGCUGAUAUCAUCCUUUUAGCUGCAUUCAAGAAAUUUAGGAUACGGCAAGAAAAUUUACCCUUUAAACAGUUUAUCAAAACUCGAGCUUUUGUACCCUCCUUAAUCUUGUCAAUCUUUUAGUCCCCUCAAAUGUCCUUCCUCAUACUUGAUAGUUAAUAAAUAUUGUUCAUUAUCAUUUUACUGAUUGUCAAUGUAUAAUAACGUAUUGUUGUUGUUAUUGUUAGUAUUAUUAUUAUUGUUAUCAUUAUUAUUAUUAUUAUUAUUAUUGUUAUCAUUAUUACUUAUUCUACUUAUUUUUUUUUUUUGCAUUUUUUUUUUAGAGGAGGGCCCAGUAAACCAAGAUCAAGAUGUCUUGUAAGCCUUUUGAACCAUUUAAUAAUGUUUUAUAAAGCACCAGUCUAUUAAAAGUCAAAGUGAAAACAAAGCAAACAUCUUUUCCUCAGGGAAAAUCCUACAAUUUGUCAUUUUGAAUUGGAUGUACUUGCAAUUAUUUGACGAAUUAGGUUUAUUUAUGGUGUUGUGGAAAACGGACCCCUAUUAAAUAAACAUACAUGUAGUAUAGCGAAGAUCCAUGUUUUUCCGCAUAUGUAACGGGGACACUGUUGUUUUUGUUGUUGUUUGUCUUAAAUGAUAGGGCUCAAAAAUCCCCUUCUUAUAAAUUGUUUACUAGUUACAAUUUGAUAACAAACAUUUUUCCAAAAAUUGUUGAAUAUUGGUUUCUGAUGAUAGCAGGUGAGGGUAGGCCAGAUUUAACAAGCAAUUUAUGACCAAGUAUACAAACUAAGUCUUUUCUCUUUGCAGAAUUGUAAAACAGCAUCAAAAGCAGUGUAAUGUUAAUGUUAUUGUAAAAUCGCUAUUUAUAAAUGUUAUUUGUAAAAGUCAGAAUUUCCAGUAAAAUCUUUAAAGUUGGUGGUCAUUCUGAAUGAUUUUCCUUUCCCCACCACAUCACACAAUUUUAUGUCGUCAAAGCCCGUUUGAGUUAAAACCCAUGAGGUUCCAGGCCCUCGCCCACCGGACCACGGUUACCACACUCAAUUAACGUCACCUUCCAAUAUUUUUCACGUACAUGAAAGUUGCGCUUCGUUUUUAUACCUUUUGUUUUAAUCCCUUUAACAUACUUUUAAUUUUUCAGGGAACAUUGGAUAUGAGGUUUACAAAGGUAUUAUGGGCGAAGAAUUGUUCAAAAAGAAGAUUGAAGAGUUUGAAAAGGUAAUUAAGCCUUGUUUAUUUUAAUAAGAAGACUGUAAGAAAGUGUGACAGUUAAAUAAACAACUAUUGUUAGAGGGCUUUCAAAGAGAGAGUCUCAAAACUAACGACACAUAAAUAAAUGAUAACAAUUGGUGACGAUGAGCACCUUCUGAAGGGUAAGGUCCCUGCCAAGCUAUAUGGGAAAUGCCCUCUUUUACUAUAAUACCUUACUCUACUUUACUCUGCGUUUGCAAGUGGCUUUUUUAAAUUUUCAUGCCUCUUAACAUGUAUUCUGGUUUGUUUGUAGCUUUCUCCAGGCAAUUAUGUAGAGUUAUUUCACGGACAACAUAACGCAGUAAAUCACUCUUUGUUUGCCAUUUGCUACCUUUUCAGCCUCUCCCAUCGCCUGGACUUUUCGAUUCUGCAAGAAUAGCUUUUGAAACGAAAAAACUCCAGAUGAUUUUUGGGUUGAACCCUAUAAUUAAGGGACAGAGGGGUACGCACCCAGGUGGCGUCGGGAGCGAAGGCAUCGCCACAAUAGUCUCUGAUCCCAAGUUUCCUGCUUGUGAAUUCUUCACCCCUGGCCAUCUUUAUCCAGUCUGCUUGCGUCACUCCACUAGCCAGUCCAUAGAUGACGCAGAGAUCGACAUCUUCGGCGGAGCGUUGAGAUUUGCUGGAAGUGAAGAUGAAGAAAGCCCAUUGGAUCUUGUUCUGGGUACUGGAGAGAUGACUCCGCUGUGGAGCACUAAAGCAGUUAUGGAGGCUGUGAAAGGUCGAGUUUCAGGAGAUUUGAAAACAUACCUUCUACUAAGUCCAGAUCAGUAAGUAAUAAGAAAAAUAUUUCAGUUCUAUAAGUAGAUCUUUAGUAGCUGCGAGACUCUUUCGCGCUUAUGUCCUUUAGUCUACGAAUAGCUUUAUGCAUUUGUGAGGAAAUUUCGGUAAAACUUUUUUCAACAAAUAUUACUGGUAUUGUUUUGGCACCCAAAAUAGGAGUGGGAUUUAGUUGUGCCCUUAAAAAAAAAAGAAAGAAAAGAAAAAAGGAAAUUUCUCGCGUUCCCUCUGGGGGAGGCGUGGCAUUGGUAAUCCACAUGCAACAAUGGUACAGGAUAUUUUCGGUCGUUUCAGUAAAACUGAGAAAAGUUAAUAAUACCUUGGAAGGUUUUAUUUUUUUUUUCCGAAACAUUUCUACCGUGAUGAACCGUUUCAUUGGACUUCUCACCGGAAAUACCGGUUUUUUUAUACAAAUGGUAAGCGCUCACUGAUAUUUUUUUUGUUCUUGCAAAACGUAGUCUUUGUAGCGUCCACUCAUAGCUACUUGAAACUGUACUUUAAUCAGUUGUUCACUUGCUAGUUCGUUUCUAAUCUGCACAUAACUUGUAUUCAUUCCAUUCACAAAUUGCACGUGAAAGAGAAAGAUUCGCUGAAAUAACAACAACGCGACUAUAACAAAGAUGAUAUUGACCGAAUAACCGAAAAUACUGCAUACUUACAAGUUAUUGUGCCUUCUUAAUGGAAAGGAAAACUUGUCCUAACGAAACGACAGUAUAACUCCAUAACAAAACAUGUGCUUUUUCGUGGGAAAGAGCGCCCGCGAUAUUUUGUGUGCGGUCACCGAAGACCACACCAUAUAACGUUUAUUUUCUGUCUCUUACACGCUCCCCCCCGAAAGACGACUGGGGAGUCUUUCUACUUUAGCACAAACUAGUACCAAGCGUACAAAAACUAGUCGAAACUAUCCGAUCAGUACAAAGUUCCUCAAAAGUUCCCUCAGUUAUCUUAACCUUUCGGAACAGUUCAGUGCCCUUCCUACACACAUGAACUGGUAGCUUCAAAGAGGUUUUGGCCGCUGUUCCAAGCCACCUAGUAACUGCUCUUCCAAUAGACAGAGCUUCCGGACAUCUCUGCGGUACGCUCCGUCCGCUGUUCUGACGACAACUUGGCGUACCAUGCCUUCGCUAUCAGGAAAGGUUUGCUCGACCAAGCCCUUUGGCCACUGACCCCGGGACAAAUUCUUGUCUGCAAGCAACACUAAAUCUCCUUUGGCUUAGGUUGUAACCACUUCUGGCGUUCUUGGAGCGUUGGCAGAUAUUCCCUUGUCCACCUCUGCCAAAAUUCAUUUGCGAGAAGAUGAACGUGCUUCCAUCUGGCUUUGAAUCGAUCUGACUCCUCGAAUAAAUCUGGGGAUGAAGACGGGUUUCGGCGCAACAGAAGGAUAUGGUUCGGCGUCAGUGCUUCCAAAUCCUUUGGAUCAUCAGAGACCGGCGUGAUUGGCCUGUCAUUCAAAAUCUUCUCUACUUCAAUAAGGAAUGUUCUCAGGGUUUCUUCGUCUACGAGGCGUUCUCCCACCAUAGAAUGAAGGAUCCUUCUGAUAGACCGUAUAAGUCUCUCCCAUACGCCGCCUUGGUGACUGGCUGCGGGUGGGUUAAAUUUCCACUCAAUUCCUCUCCUGGUCAACUUCAACUGAAUCUUCUCCUGAUCCCACACCUUUAAAGCGUUGACGACGUCCAAUUCAGCUCCUCUAAAAUUAGUACCGUUGUCACUAAAGAUAAUACCUGGGGGGCCUCUUCUACCAACGAAGCGCAAAACGGCAUUGAUAAAACUGUCAGUGGAGAGGUUGUUAACUAACUCUAUGUGAACUGCUCGAUAUCUUAGGCAAGUGAAGAUGCAGCCGUAACGUUUGUUCAGAGAAGGGUCUCUCCUUGAUCUUGUGUUAGGUCCUAUCUUCACGUAGAGGGGCCCGAAGUAAUCCAACCCAACUGCAGCAAAUGGAUAUACGAGCCUGUGACUGUCCGAAGACACUCUAACAACUGGAAGUGGUGCUGUCACUUGUUCUCCUAACUUGGCGUUCUGACGUUUGCACACAUGGCACUUGCCAAGAACUUGCUUUAUCGUGGAAACUGCAUUCACGAUCCAAUAGCGCUGCCUAAUUUCGGCCAGAAUUUGAUAGGUUCCUACGUGUCCAUUCAAGUGAUGAUAGUGGCGAAUUAUCAACUCAGGCACGGGGUGCUUUGCUGGCAGUAUCAUCGGGUGCUUGGCAUCAUAUGGCAAACUCGAGUGAUUCAAUCUUCCGCCGACACGUAUGAUUCCUUCAUCUUCGAAUGGCUUAAGUCUGGCUAGUCUGCCUUUGAUGACUGUUUCACUUUUCUCAUCAGCAAAUGACUGUUCCUGGACGAACUUCACGAUUUUCUUCUCCGCUUUGUCCACGUCAUGGAUCGAUAAGGUUUUAGGACUAUACUUCACACUUCUAUCUUUGUCGUCCGUGCACUGGGACUGCAUCGGUCUGUUGAAGGCUCUACAUAACCACCCAACUAUUCUUCUCAGUCGAUCCCACGACGAAUAUCGUUGGGACAAAAUGCUCCAGAAAUCCGCAUGAACUGUGGAUGCUCCAACAGUGACUUUCUCCUUUUUCACUCCUUCGUCUGUAUCUAGGAGGUCUCCCAAUUCCUCUGGAGGCUGCGGAGGCCAAUCUUCAACUUCUCUCCACAAGAAUUCUGGACCAGGGCGCCACCUUUCCAGUUUUCCAGUCUCCGAGGCCUUGAUCCCUCGGGAAGCAUAAUCCGCAGGAUUGAGCUCUGAUCGUACGUGCCGCCACUGCCCUGGAUCUGAUUCUUGACGUAUGACAGCUACCCGGUUUGCGACGAAGGUUACAAAUCUUCGUACUUCAUUGGCAAUGUACUUGAGAACUAUCAUAGAAUCAGUCCAGUAAGUCACACUGUUAAUCUUCAGUCUUCCUUCUGACUCUCUCGUUAUGACCUUGUUGACUUUCGUUGCUAGAGUAGCCGCUGUCAACUCCAGCUUUGGUACUGUUACAGCACUUUUCAAGGGUUUCACGCGAGACUUCCCCAUUACGAAACAGCAAUGAAUUUUCCCAUGACUGUUAACAAGACGUAAAUAAGAGGCUGUCCCAUAACCAUGCUCUUGGGAUGCGUCGGCGAAAUGAUGAAGCUCUACAUGUUUCACUUCACCGAAGUCCUUUGGCUUAAAACAUCGAGGAAUACUGAAUCCUUGCAAGCUCAUAAGCCCUUCUCUCCAACUCUUCCAACGUUCACACAAUUCUGUUGGGAGCUUCUCAUUCCAAUCCAACUUUAGUUUGCACAAUUCCUGAUUCAUUUCUCUUCCAGGUAAGAGUAGGGGGCUGGCGAAUCCGAGCGGGUCAUACACCGUUGCAAUAGAUGAUAAGACACCUUUCCGGUUCUCUGGACGCUCCUUGUCAUUCACAACAAAGUCAAUGGUGUCAUGUUCAACAUUCCAGUGGAUUCCUAGUGCUCUAUCUAUAGGCAAACUUUCUGAUUUCAAAUCUAAACUCUUAAUGGUGGGUGCUCUUUCCUCCACCAGGAACGCUGACAACACGCUGCGAGAAUUGGAAAUCCAUUUUGUCAAUUCAAAGCCUCCUCUCGCAAGUAACUCCUGGAGCUGCUUACUGACUUGUACUGCGCGUUUUGAAUCAGCAAAGGAUUUAAGCAAGUCAUCUACGUAGAAAUCCUUAAGCACGGCGUCAACUGCCUCUUGGGAGAAGUCUUUCUCAUUAUCCUUAGCCGUCUUUCUCAUGGCGUAUCCUGCUACGCUCGGCGAGGACUUUGCUCCAAAAAUGUGCACGAGCAUUUGGUAAGUCUUCGGUCCCUUUGACAGGUCACCAUUCGGCCACCAUAAAUAACACAACGCUCCACGAUCUUCUGGUGCUACGAAGACCUGGUGAAACAUUCUCUUAAUAUCUGCCGUAACUGCAACUUCAUCUACUCGGAAUCUCAGGAUCACUCCUAUCAGGGUGCUGGUGUUUUCAGGGCCUCUCAAAAGUUGCUCAUUCAAAGAUGUUCCACCACUCCUUCAGGCACAAUCAAACACUACCCGCGGUUCUUCGGGUUUUCUAGGAUGCCACACCGCGUGAUGAGGAAGGUACCAUAGCGGCUUAAGCACUGGGACUUCGUCAUCAGGUACCCGUCGUGAUGCUCUCUCGGCCAGGUACUUGUCCAUUACGCCACUGUACUUUCGGUGGAAAACUGGAUCCUUCCGCAUCUUUCUCUCUAGCCAACUUAACCUGCUUGUGGCCGUCGACAGACUCUCAGGAAGGUCAGGCUUCUCUUGGCGAAAAGGAAGCUUAAGCUGAUAGUGUCCGUUCACUAAGGUCGCUGACUGAUCCAUAAGUUCCUGUGCUUUACGGUCCUCAACAGACAUGCCUUCCUCAGCAUUGGCAUCAGCUUCAACAAAUUCCUCGUCAUACAUGCGCUCUAGCUGAACGCUUAAGCUAUCUUGGCCGGUGCGAGUAAAGUUUAUGUGAACAGGGUCCUUAACGGUUUCUCCAAUCGGGCCGUGGACUGUCCAGUGACCGUCCUUACUGCAACAGGUUCGCCUUGGUCUCCUUCUUUCCGAUCUAACUGCUUGUCAAUCAGGUCUGGGCGAUCGUUUCCUAUCAAAAUUGUCACUUUCUUAUCUCCUGUUUCGGGUAAGCUAACGUCACAAAGAUGAGGCCAACGCUUAAUAUCCUCGUUUGUGGCCAUUUGUCGUGCUGAAACGGGAAGAUUGCUCGUAGUCAAGACGUUUUCGAGUCGGAACUUUGCAUCUCCUUCUAACGAUUCAAUUUCUAACUGGACUUCAUGACCAUGUCUUAGCUCCCCGUCCGCACAGUUGGUGGUGGUCAUAGUAUAGCUGAUUGGCUUCAUAUCCGUUACACCUAUUUCACGCGCCAAACUAUCUAGACAGAGCGAGGCGUCUGAACCGCUGUCUAGGAAAGCGUGUGUUAUGAUCUCUCUGGUGCCUCCCGGACAUCUAAUCUUGACUGGGACUACCUUAAAGCAUACUCUGGGUCUGCCCACUUCGAGCGCAGCAACCGUCACCAGAUCCUGUUCCCUUGCACUUGCCAUCGAAGGGCUGCUAUCCUUCGUGUUGGGCGCUUGCACAUUGCUACUGCUCGCUGAACCUUCCACCGCAUUACUGCUGGGAUUUCUAGGGUUCUUUUCAUCAACGCUCUCCGACGGAAAAUGUAGCAGGUAGUGGUGAUCCUUGCCGCAACCUGAUAUUCGGCAGGUGAAUCCCCUAUCACAUUGUUUCGCAGUAUGUCCUUGGUCAAGACAAAGCUUACAAAGUCCACGUUGACGAACAGUCUUUAGACGGUCAUUCAAUGAGGCACUUCUGAACUUUCGGCACCUCCAAACAUUGUGAGGUCCGGAACACUGAGCACACUUCCAAGGGGGCCUUGGUGAUGUUUUCUGGCUUGGGCAGUUCUGGUCAGUUUUAGUCGCAAGGGUAGUAAACUUGGGAGGCGGAUCCUUUAUCUUGUUUGGUUCCUUUUUGUCUCGGUUACCAUGAGAAGAGGACCCUAAUUCUUGCCCGUAUCUAUUGUUUAUACGAUCUGCAACUCUUCGAACAAACUCAACAAAGUCCGCAAAGUCCGCUCGACCUUUUCGCUUGAUGAGAUCUCCUGCUUUAUCCACCCACUUCCUUUUCAGGCCCUCAUCAGGGAGCUUUCGCAUCAACGAGAUUAUGACAUCUUCGUUGUCUAACCGACUCACGUAGUUGUGACCCAUACUGGUCAGGACCCUCCUAGCAUCUUCCAGUCGCCUUACAAACUCCAUGAGAGUCGUCGCAUCUGCUUUCCGCACUUGAAUUUCUCUCAGUUUCUUCAUGUGGGCUUCUACUAUAAUGUGAGGCCUGCCAAAGUUCUCGCUAAGAGUUCUCCAGGCUUCUGUGUACCUUUCACCCACUGUCAAAUUAACACAACUCCUAAUUGCUUCUUUAGCUUUGCCUGAGCACUGUGCUAAAAGGCGUGUCAGUCUUUGAGACUCAUCAGACACCUGGUUCUCAAUAUUGUCUCUAAACUUCGUAACGAACUCCACAUACUCCAAAGGGUCUCCACUGAAUUUCAUCAACUCUACUUUCGGUAAGGAUGGCCCUUGCUUGAUUGCUUCGGCAACUGCCACCCAAGGAUCGGGUUGCAUGCGUGACUGCGGACUAGCUCGCUGCUCAAAAGGAGGGGCUGAAUAAAUGUACGUUGAUGUGGAUUGCUGAGGAGUGUUGGCAGGAUAUAACUCGGUUGCUGAUGCAUCUAAACCUAUAGUUCGUGGACUACAAGACCAUGUAGGCAUUCCUGGUGAUUGGUGCAUCGACAUUGGUGAUGCCGCAACAGCUGUGGAUGUUGCCCUUGGCAAAUUAAAACGAGGUACAUAACUGAUAGUUGUGCUGAACUUAGUACAAUUAAUUGGAGCCUGGGUAGUUAAACUACUAGAACUCGUCUUGUGAAUUGCAACUCUUCCUACGUUUGGACCAGAAGUCGUGACCGCUGACCCUGAUGUUACGUAACUCGCAGUCACCAAUUUUGAAAGUGAAGUUUGGGCAAUAUCUUGUGCUGAAGAUGUUUGCAUUUUUCCAUUGUCAACAACUGGCUGGGAUUCUGAAGAGGGUGUGGCACCACCCGUAACAGGCUGUGACAAAUGCCCCUUCGCAGGACGAUAAUUGGCACUAUGCUCUUUUAAGUAAUCAUUCAUCCCAUCCUUCGCUUCAUUCUCUUCGCCGCGCUCCAGCAAUAAGUCAAUUUCCGCCUGCUCCAUCUUAGUUUUAGCACUCAACAGCUCUAAUUUCCUGUUUAACUCUGCUUUACUUCUUUCUACUUCUUCUAAUUUGCGUUCUAGUUCCUGCUUUUCCUUUAGGGUGUGCACUUCCAAUUUAGCUUCUACUGCCACCCUUCUCUUCUCUUUAACACUGCUUCUAUUAGACACACAACUUCUCUCGCUCUUGUCAGACCCAUGGCUCAAUCCAGAUUCAGAAGGAGGGGUACCUACUCCCUUUUUCCUCCACUGAUUUAUGAGGAUUUCUAACUGUAAUUUCAUUUCUCGUUCAUUCUGAUAACUGUCAAUAAUAAAUUGUUUUUUCUAUUCAUCAUCUUCAAAGGUGAAGUAAUUAUCAUGACUGAAAACAAAGUUACGAAAUGCUUCUUCAUACCUGUAAAUCUCGGCUUCCACUCCACCUAUCUGUGUGCUAGGGCUUAAAAUCAAUUCUUGUACACAAUUUCGCCGUUUCCGCAGUUCUCCAAGAUACCAGUUUCGCUGACGCUCCGCAUGAACCGCUUUCUCGACUCGAACUUCCAAUUCAUCUAUUCUUUUGUUCGGCUCCUUUAAUCUAACAGGCCUGGAACUACUGUCUUGUUCUACCGGAUCCUCGCCAUAGAAACCAAAUUCCACGUUUCCACUUGUUAAUGAUGGCCCUACUUGUUCUAAUCCACCAUUCUCAUCACCUUGGAACGUGCGCUGAGGCGAUUUCUCUGUUGGCGCCGAAUCGGGAACAUUUUCCUUCUGUGGAGUCACGUGAGUCGCUGCUUGCUCGUGUCCACCUUUCUUAGCACCACUUUUCGAUUUCUUGCUCUUCGAAUUCUUGCCAGUCAUUCCGUUCCUUUAACCACAGUACUGCUUGAAAUCAAUAACUUCGAAUGAUGUAGCGUCCACUCAUAGCUACUUGAAACUGUACUUUAAUCAGUUGUUCACUUGCUGGUUCGUUUCUAAUCUGCACAUAACUUGUAUUCGUUCCAUUCACAAAUUGCACGUGAAAGAGAAAGAUUCGCUGAAAUAACAACAACGCGACUAUAACAAAGAUGAUAUUGACCGAAUAACCGAAAAUACUGCAUACUUACAAGUUAUUGUGCCUUCUUAAUGGAAAGGAAAACUUGUCCUAACGAAACGACAGUAUAACUCCAUAACAAAACAUGUGCUUUUUCGUGGGAAAGAGCGCCCGCGAUAUUUUGUGUGCGGUCACCGAAGACCACACCAUAUAACGUUUAUUUUCUGUCUCUUACAGUCUUAAAGCCAACAUGGAUGGUCUCCGCCAAAAACCUGAUUCAUUUUACCUCCUGCGGUAUCAUUCUCAAGUGAUCUUCGAUUUUAAAGCGUUUGAUGGCGUCAAACGUUACGCAAGAUUUCGACUGAUCCCAGCUGACGGAUCACCGGAAACGGGUUUGUUAUCUGAAGAGGUCCAGUGGCAUCCUUGGUGAGUUUAUAAAACACCAUAGACCUCUAGCUAUAUCCUAAUAGUUUAUUCAGCUGUUUAUUCUUUCUCGCAGCAAGCAUUUGAAAAUUUGGCCUCAUUCAAAGUGUCCUGUUGCCGUAGUACUUAUAGCCUUAAAUUCAGAUCAGCUUAUUUAAACCAAUGUUUUUUUGGACAGCCUGUGUAUAUGUUGUGGUUCAAUUUUAUCCUUGGUUUAAAUUUUGUUCUCCUUUGUUUUUAAUUAUGGUAAUGAAUGAUAAUGAGUUUGAAACAAAGGAAAUUAAAUUUGUACCAAGGAUAUAAUUGAACCACAACAUAUACACCCUUCUCCUCCCCUCUUCCGCAACAGGACUGGAGAUCAAAGAAGACAGCAAACCCUGUGUGACAAGGGUGACAACAGUUUUGUUUGAAGAAAAAAAUUGCCCCAAACCGAAAAACCCAAACCCCAAACAGAUCUUUUUUGUAAAAGACCAGAAAACAUUAAUGUUAAGUGAAGAUCACUACGAAACACGCAAACAAUAACCCUGUCACGUUUGUCACGCACAAGCGUUUUACCGUCCUCUUCUUCCUACCUGUUGAGUAUGGAAAGACGGCGUCUCUAUCCCUUAUGACUUAUUAUCUAAUUGAUUGAUUGAUUGAUUGAUUGAUUUUUAUUUUGAGGGGAUGGGGCGGCUGUACACAACGGCUAUAUUUCGUCGGAAAAUUGUACAAGUAAAUACACAGUGUGCAAAGGAUAAAUUUUACAUGCAGGUGAACUCACGUAUACUCUCGCCAUGGCAACAGAGACAUCUCGGACUGGAUUAAGUUUCACGUAUACGGAAAACGUGCUAAACUUUAAACUCCUUGAAGCUUGACUUAUAGUACUGCAUUGUGUCAUUUUCUGUGGGCAAAGAAGGUUAAAAGUAAAGCCCAAGACCCUCCUCUAUAACGCAGCCUUCGCCCUGCCAGGGACCUCCCUCAUACUCAGUGACGCACUCUUUUUCAGGAGAAAAAUCUAUCAAUCUAAGUGAAACGCUCACAACUGAUAAAAAUAAAUAAAUAAGAAUAAAAACUAUAGGAAGGCCGAUGUGUCUUUACCCUGGUUGCGAGAUUAUUUUUCUCUCUUUCCUUAUUCUUGAAAGUUUUAUCCGUACGCAGAUUCUUUUAUCUAUUCGAGAAGGGACCUCCGCAGCCAGGGUCUUUGUAAGAAAUGAAUAGUUAUGUUGAAGUAUGACUUACUGACCAUACUAUAACAUGUUCAUUGCUCCCGGCCGAAAAUAGGGAUAACCAAAGAUUGCCGACCGAUACCAUGCCCCUAGAUUACCUUAAACUUGAGUAUAAAGAGCGAAUGAACAAGGGACCUAUUGAAUACAAACUCCAAGUGCAACUCCACGAAGCUAAGCCCGAUGACUCACAUCUGAUACUUCAUAUCGGGAGGAGAUGGGAUGAGAGUUCACAUCCAUGGCUGGAUGUGGCUGACCUAAAAAUGACGACGCUGCUGUCUCCAAAAGCAACCGAAUGUCUAAAGUACAUUUAUUACCACCUUCCACCCUCUAUCGACUUGUUGCCAGCCCAGUCUGUUGACGAUCCCAAUGUUAUUCUUCAUGUGCGCCAGUCGGUGUACGCUUGGUCGCAGAAGCUGCGCUCCAUGAGAUCAAAUAAUAAAGUCCCAGAUCAUAUGGCAAAGUAUCUCAUCCGGGUGGAAACUGGGAGCCAGUCAGGGGCUAGUACAGAUGCUUCGAUAACUGUCUCCCUGAUAGGUAAACCCAUCCAUUUCUUGCAAUUUUUACUAUAAGGAGGUUUUAAGGCGCAUUUGGUCCGAGGUUUGUAAAAAAUUGCGACAAAAUGUAUCUGGACAACAUCAUCAGUCAUAAACACGCAAAAAAAUAAUAACAACAGCAACAACGUUAACAAAGGAAAGUAUCAAAGAGAACCACAACAUACAUUAUACUUUGAGUUGGUUGGAGAUUGCAAUAAACCCUUCCCAAAUGUUAUAUGACAUGCUUCUGUAAGCUGACAAAGAUGCCUUCAAGUAUUAAACUUAGGUCUUAGGUCAUACUUUUUUUUACCUCUUUUUUUUUCCCCAUUUCGUAGGAACCAAAGGGAAAACAGAUAUGAUUAACUUAGACAACUGGGGCGAUGACUUUGAAAGAGGAGAUGUUAAUGAAUAUUCAGUAGAGGCCAUGGAUGUUGGUGAGGUCUUGAUGAUCCAUCUUCACAACGAUGGUGGCGGCUGGUGGUACAAAAAUCCUGAUUGGUUUGUAAACAGAAUCUCAGUGAUAAGUUUCAGUCAGCAAAAUCCCUUCGAGUUUCCUUGUUAUCGCUGGGUGUUGUCGGAUUUGGUUGUAUUUGAAGGAAAAGGUAACAAGACCUUGGUUUUACCAGAAUAUUGAUAUUUAUCAAUAUAAAGUGGUAAUGCGCGACUGGAGACGCAGUCGCCCAUUACCACCGCUCUGGACGUUUUAUACGUUUAGCACUUAAUUGGACUCGAAAUCUAAAAUAUUUCCAUCUUUUUAUUGCUACUUCUGAGAGGUUAAUGCAUAAGCCUCGCUUUCUCGCUAUUUGUCUAUCUCUUAGCUAUUCUUCCAUUCCAAGAUCAACCAGAAGUUUUGAAAAAUCAACGAAAGCUAGAAUUGCAGCAGCGCCAAGAGAGCUACAAGUGGGGAACAUUUGCGGGCUGGGAAGGCCUUCCGAGACAUCUGGAAGCUGCCCAGCACUCUGACAUCCCAAGAGAUUCACAGUUCUCACAAGAGGCCAGAAAUUCCAUUGAUUACGAUAAAAAGAAGGCGGUUAUAGAUCUUGGUCUUGCUCACCUGUCAACGGUCUUCGAAUGCUGGGAUAACUUCGACGACUUUCAAAAGAUUGUCAGUUGUUUCUAUGGAGGAGGACAAAAACUUGUUGAAGGCGACCGAUGGAUGACCGACAGUGUAUACGGAUCGAUGUUUCUGAAUGGUUGCAAUCCAAAUGUUGUUGAGCGUUGUGAGAAAUUACCAAGCCAUUUUCCAGUCACUGAUGAGCUGGUGAAGGGUGCUCUCGACCGCGGGCUAUCGUUGCAACAGGAAAUGAAGGUAUGAUGAUGUCACAUCCAGUGUAGAUAAUAGAAUCCUUUACAUUCCAAGACGAGCACGACUAAAAGUAGAGAUUUUCUCAGUACUAAGUCAGUAGUGCGCUAGCUUAAAACAACGUCAUUUUGGCGGGAAAAAGUGGUAGCCGUCGUCAUGCUACUACGAGUUUUAGCGAGAUAUCGAAGAGACGGAAACACUGACAAGAUAUCAAAUGUUAGAAGUUUUAUAAUUUUGCGAACAGGAGAGCGCGUAGCCUCCUUCACUAAAGAUAACAGUGCUAACUUUUCUAGUGAAAAAUGGUAAAGUGAAGCUUUCUGGGAGGUCUAUAUUUCGAGAAUACGCGAAAAAGCGUUAAGUCAAAACUCGUACUGGUAGCUUCAAAAAGCCUCUGAACAGUCUUUCGCGGGGGUUUAAGGCCAUUCGCCUUUUUUUUUUCGUUUAGCGUCGAAUGCGUUUCCUGAUAUUAGGUUGGUCGGUCGGAUUGCAAAAAAAAUCUAAAAAAAAAUUCAUAAGAAAUCUUGGAAUAGGAUGCCCUGGUACCCCAGGACGACGUUAAAAGUUAACAUUCACAUAUUUGGAUUAACAAAAUACACAAUAUAGUGAAAAUAAUGUUCCUGUUUUUCUAUAGCUAUUACUAUGCCCAUUUUUCAGAUUAAAAGAAUUAUUUCAAUGAAAAAUGGUUUAACUAAGACGUUCCUUUUUUUUUCGAAAACGCCAAAAAUUUGGGUCGGUCAGACGACGCUAAACAGAGGGAAAAGGCGGAUGGCCUAAUAAAAUGAAUGAAUAAAUUAAUAACUUCAUUUUGACUUUAUUUUGAAAAUUCUUUUAAAGUCGUCGAAGUUGGAUUUUCGUUAGAAAAGAUAUAUCCAAACAUCAAUUUCAAUACGUAGAAACAAUCUAUUCACAUGUACAAUAUAUCAACGGCAUCAAAAAAAAAAAAAAAAAAAAAAAAAAAACUGGAAGGUUUCGACAGAUAACGUCAUAUGAGGUGUCAAAUGCAAUUCAAAUGAACAGUGGAAACGUUUAGAAUACUCCCAGAGAUAAUGACGAUAUACUUUUGCGUUAAUUUCUUUAUUAAAGAUGAUAGUACCAUAAACAUAGAUUGCAACUCAACUUUGAAGAACUCAGAUGAACGAAACAAGUUCUAUAGAAACAAAACGAAAUAGAAAACAACACUGUACUGUGUGUGGCAAUCUUUCGCAUUUCCAGUGUCUGGCACGUUGGAUGGUGGAAUUUAAAUACAAGUGUCCGUCAAGUUUGAACCAGUUUCUAUGGUAGGUUCUUCGUUGAAGUAGGACACUUAUCAACCGAAAGUCCCUCUACAUCGUCCCUUCCGGCUUCGGCCGCAAUUUUUUUCAUUUAUUGACUGCGCCUUAAGCUUGCUUUGGCGCGCUGAAUCGUGAAAGGGAGUCUUCCGGAAGUAAACCAGUUUACCGGAAACUGUUUCCGCGUGGUCCGCACAGUUCUAAAAGUAACUUUUUUGAUAUCCCGGCGAACGCCUUUAGACUCCCUCUCUCUCCUAUUAUGGCUCUUGGUGUCCGUUUAAUACAGGUUGGCAACAAUAGAAAUGACCAUUUCAGGUACUUUUUAGUUGUCCGCGUCCGCUUAAUAGAGGUGUCCGCUUAAUAAAGGUUUCAUUUCAAGUAAAUAAGGGAAAUAAAUUUGGGGACUUCGGCUACUGUCCGCUUAAUAGAGGGUGUCCGCUUAAUACGGUGUCCACUUAAUACAGGUUUCACUGUAUUAUCUUUGUUUUCUACUACGGAAAUAGGAAGGUCACGUGUACAUCGUGGAUUACAAAGUGCUGGAAGGUAUUGAUGAGCCGUCGGGGGAAGGGGAAACCAUCUACACUGCACAUCCCCUGGGACUCUUUUACGUGAAACGCUCUGGGGAUCUGGUUCCUAUUGCUAUUCAGUUGUUUCAGCAACCCAGUGAUACCAACCCAAUAUGGACCCCGGGUGAUUCCAAAUAUGAUUGGCUGUUAGCAAAGAUGUGGCUUCGGUACGCUGACCUUAAAGUACAGCAGGUUAGUAGUUGAAAAAUGGGAUCGAGUUAGGUUUCUUAGAAACUGCCCACCUACCCCUCCCCUAAGCAAACAUUUUGCCCUAAGUGAGAAGUAACUGUUAAUGUUAGCUUAGGGGAGGGAUAGGCUGGCAGUUUCCCAGAAACCUAAAUUGGUCCGAAAUAUAUGUGAAGAGGAUAUUGCAGCUACAUAAUAUACCCAGGAUGGAUGAAGAUGAAAUAAUUAAUUCAUGAAUUUAAUAUUGAAACUGCGGGAUGAAGAAAUAAAUGUUAAAUAGAAGAUCACCACAGCUACAGACUCGACUUAUUUAGUUGCGAAACGAAAGCCUGAAAAAUUCAGGCCUGCUUGGAUUCCAACCGUCUGAUCUAUGAGAACACCGGUGCCACGCUCUACUGAGCCAAUUGGGAGCUGGUCAUUGAAUUGGUUCGGUAUAAACCUGUGAUAGAUGAAGACAAAAUAACGAAUAUAUAUGUAUUUCAUAUAUUGGAACUGCGGGAUAAAGAAAUAAUGCAAAGGAUAUAAUCGUAGUUAAAGACGCAACGGUAGCUGGUUAGUAAAUGUCCAGACCUCCUAGGCAACAAAGUAGUGUAGUAGGGAUGUUUUACGCCUCUUUUUUGCGCAGGAAUCUCAUUAGCGUGCGCAAGAAGGAGGAGGUGGUGGAGGAAGAGGAGGAAGAGGAGGAGGAGGAGGAGGGAAAACAAUAAAAAUACGGCAACCAACCAGAAUGCUUCGUCAAACGAGACAGCCAGUGAGCGUCUUUCUAAUUCCGGUCAACCAAUCAAAACAACUAUGACAUCAUAGUACCCCGGAAUACAUAUGACAUCAUCUUCCGAAAAUAACUAAAACCUGUCAAACCGGUUAUACCAACCAUGACCGCCACAAGAUAAAAAUAGAACAUGACAUCAUUGAUAAACCCGUCAAACUGAAUAUACUUAAUGAGAUUCCACCGCAAGUUAAUGAGAUACCACAGCAUUUUAUUCAUGAGAUCAAGACAAUAGCCUAUGACGUCACCUAGUUAAUGUAUUCCUGCGCACGCUAAUAAGAUUCCUGCGAAAAAAAGAGGCGUAAAACGUCCCUCCUACAUUAGUCAACAAUUUAAUUUCGCUCAAAAAUAGUCGAGUAACCUAGCACUAGUUACUGUAAAACUAAACAGCCUGUGAGCAAGCUCUCCUCCUCGAGAGAACACGCAAGCGAGUGGCAAGCAGUAAAACGUAUGAAUAAAAAAAUAAAUUAAGUCUUGUGUUUAUAACAGAGUAGACAGGAAAUUUCAGUAGUAGUGGUGCUAUCAAACGUUCUCUACUGUUUCAUUUUUCCGAAGGCAAACACUCAUGGUCUCCAGACCCAUAUGGUUAUGGAGCCAUUUGCCGUGGCGGCAUGGCGCCAAUUGCCCUCAGUUCACCCUGUCUUCAAAAUCCUCUUCCCUCAUCUUCGCACUGUGAUGGCCAUUAACAAUUUUAUCAGGCAUAACCUUGGUAACAAGCAAGACGUGAUGCAGCUUUUGAGGAAGGGCUACAAGUCAUUUAAGUUUAGCAUGCUUUCACUGCCUGAAGUUCUUUCCAAGAAAGGAGUGGACGAUGCUACUAAACUACCCAAGUAUUUUUACAGGUAAGAGGAGUAUUUUUUAUGACAGACAAAACUUGCACGGAUAUUGCAUAGUCCAAGGAUGUAAGAUUUAAGUUCGUCUGAAGGAGUUUGAAUCGAUAAACACGUUCUAUCCGUCUGCGUCAGAUAGUGAUCUCUGAUUGGUUCAAACAAACUUAGCUUAAUUUAGGUCGACCCAAAUUACAAUCUGGUUUGUCUCAUGAAAAGUUCAACAUUUGGCCUUGGCCUAUUAAGUAACACAGAAGUGCUUCACUUACUUUCCUUUCAACGAUUAAACUAUAUUUGAAUUAUAUUUAUCAUUCUAUUGUCAGAGAUGACGCUCUUCGCUUAUGGAAGGCAAUUUUAGCUUUUAUCCAAGAAGUCAUUGUCAUACACUACAAGACAGAUAAUGAUGUUGUCAAGGACACUGAGCUUCAAGCCUGGUUACAAGAUGCACAGGAAAAUGGCUUUCCUUUUGGAGAGGGAGGCAUCGAGAGUGAUCACGAGCUUCCAAAAAGCCUUGCAACAAUCGACCAGCUUGUUCACGUUCUUACCUGCAUAGUAUUCACGUGUUCGUGCCAGCAUGCUGCAGUGAACUUUGGACUUAUGGAUGUUGCAGGUUUUAUUCCCAAUACUCCUCAUCUGAUGCGUCGCCCGCCUCCAACCAAGAAAAACGAAGCUUCUCUGGAAUCCAUCAUGAAGACGCUCCCAAACAAGUCUCAGGCUGCCCAUCAAAUUGCUUUCUUGUAUGUGACAACUAAAUUUGCUGAAGAUGAGGUAAGCGACUGAACCCUUGUUCAAACAUUACUAGUAAAUACGUUACUUCCGGCCUAUAAAGAAUGUGUCGAGAGAUGGACUCUUUUUUGUACAUUGAACAUGAUCCCUCCCUCGUGUUCCGAUAAUUUGCUCACUAUGCAAGAGGUAGACUGUAAAACAGUCCAUAUUUUUGCGCGAGGAGUCAAACUAAAGGUCUGGACCGAGGCUGAAAACAGAGAGCGAGACUGGACAGAUACCCUAAAAAUACUCUCGCCUCACACGCCCUAGGGGCAUGUGAGGCUCGCUCGCCUCGCGUGCGUAAGACUUACGCCCCGCUUUACCGAUUUCUUUACUGAUUUUGAGAAAAAAAGCGACUGUUUUGCAGUCUAUUUAAGACGUUACCUAGAUACCUUUCCUUCAGAGGAAGUGACUUUAACAAUUCGUGAUCGUCAGUAUUCGAACAUUUAAACACCGAAGAUCCUUUACUUUCUGGCCCUGUUUCUUUGUUCGUUUCUCAAGGGUUUUUUGUCAUAAAGGAAGAAUUAAACGGAACCGAUGGAAUUCUACGACAGCGUAGUUAAAUGACUAUGAAAUGUCUCGAAAGAGAGACUGUUAUUGUUUUCUCUCUCUUUUAUGUUUCAGCGUUUCCUUGGAGACAACACGCAAAGCCUUUUGACGGGCGAUGAAGCAGAAGCUGCAAUUUGUCGCUUCCAGGCUUCUCUCCAGAAAAUAUCGGAUUCAAUCAAGGCUCGCAAUGAAUCGUUGGAGUUGCCUUACAUCAAUCUGUUACCUGAGCGAAUCCCUGAUAGUAUUGCUAUCUAAAUAAAACAAAGGAAUCAGGGGCUAUGUUUUACUUCUUUCUCAUGAAAACUAAGGCGAAGAAUAAUCAACAUGAUUUGAAUAGUUGAAAAACUAGAGAAAGCUAUCCAGACCAUUAUUUUGGUUUGUUGUCUGGGUAACGUUACCAAGAAGAAAAAUCAUUUUCGCUAUAUUUGUGUGGAAAACCGUGUUAUGGCUCUUAAGGUUAAGUUCGAUGGGUGCCUUUCCUGGUUUAUAUUCUUAUAUUGGUCAGAGCUAGCGGAGUAGGGUGAAGCAUAGCUUUGUGCACAGUGUGACAAGCAUUUUCAUGGCAAAUUACGUAGUUUUUAAAGUGGCAGUUUGAUGGGAGUCUGCCUUGGUUUUCUGACUAGUUCAUGUUCUUAUAUUGGUGAAAAUAUGAGUAGGGUUAAGCAUAUCUUGGUGUACAGUGUGAUACAAGCAUUUUAAUGAUAAUUUGCAUAAUUUCUUAGGUGAAGUGUAAUACGGGAAAUAAUUCCACUUCUAAUAAAAUCGUUUGCUGUAGCAUCGAAUCUCUCCUUUCUUGCUUUUAUUUCUCCUAUCGUAUGAAAUAGGGCUGACAAUUUUUAAUAUGAAUCGGUAUAUUUCAAACGAGCCACACAAUUCAAAAUUGGCCAAAUCUGCAAGAAAAAAAGAAACAAAAUUCCAAAUGCCGUACCCCCUACCUUCCUAUGCUCUUUCUUAAACGGACAUACGUCUCUCCGUAUUUCGUAUUCUAAGUCGAAAUAACCUCAUAGAGAGUGCGCUGCAAUACUCCUUUCUUUGAAGUAAAAACCAAUAAAAGAGAAUCACAAAGUCUUCGUUUUGUUAUCGGCAUGGCAACAAAGACGUAAAUUUAACAAACCACCCGCUUAAACCUAUUCAGACCAGGUGGGCUUUGGGCUUCUGACGAAAAGUUAUUGUGUAAAUGUUUUCUUUGAUUUAACAUUUGUUUGGACUUUCACUAGAAAGAUUUUUUCCAUAAAGCUACAGUGC
Messenger RNA from Porites lobata, 31900 nucleotides. The record is from the annotation of a GenBank genome assembly. Lineage: Eukaryota; Metazoa; Cnidaria; Anthozoa; Scleractinia; Poritidae.